AUGGCUGACAUCACCAUUUCCGAUGAUGCUUUGAGAGACAUCAAAGAUAAGAUCAUCAUUAUCACCGGCGGCUCUUCUGGCAUAGGCCGGGCCACCGCACAGCUUUGCGUCGACCUAGGGGCCCAAGUGGUCAUCGGCGACAUCAACCCUCCCAAACCGGCUUUCGCGAGCAGCGAAAACCCCAAGUUCUUCAAUGUCGACGUCACGCAGUGGGAAAGCCAGCGGGAGAUGUUCAUGCAGACCGAAAAGCUCUUCGGUCGAAUCGACCACGUCUUCGCCAACGCGGGCAUCCGCCCGACGCCGGAAUUCCUCGAAUUCAACGUUGACGAUGCCGGCGCAUUCCAGCCUCCUAAUCUGAAGACCAUUAACGUCAACCUGAUUGGCCCGAUCUACACGACGCAUCUGGCAUGCGCCUACUUCGCGAAAUUCGCUGCAGAGAAAAUCCCCGCCGCUGCAAGUAUUGUCCUUACCGCUUCUGCGUCUUCUCUGCAAACGUUUACUUCUGGCGAUUACACUAUUGCCAAGCAUGGGGUGCUUGGAAUCAUGCGCGGCCUGGUCAAUAAGUUGAAGGGCGAGGUUCGUCUCAAUGCCGUUGCUCCCUCGUGGACGGAUACUGGCAUUAUUUCGGCCGAUUUGUUGAAACAAGUCGGAGUCACCACCCAACCGCCUGAAGCGGUGGCGCGCAGUGUGGCGUUCUUAUUCGCCGACUCCACUCGACACGGUGAUGUGAUCUAUAGCUGGGAUAGUCAGUUCCGCGAGGUGAAUAAUGCUCCUGGGGGUCUCUUGGAAGCUGCUGAGAAUAUACUUCCCAAUGUGGCGAGCGAGGAGUCUGUGAUGGGGAAAGUCCUUGAGCUUUUUCGAGCGCAAGCAGAAGAAGCACGGCAAAAGGCUUAA
Penicillium chermesinum is the source of this 894-nucleotide messenger RNA. RefSeq lists its product as uncharacterized. The record is from RefSeq and is a predicted model, not a curated record. The transcript has 2 exons. Lineage: Eukaryota; Fungi; Ascomycota; Eurotiomycetes; Eurotiales; Aspergillaceae. Bases 1 to 894 code for a protein of 297 amino acids.